CCGGCCCACGGCUCCGGGCGGCGCGGCUACCCCAUGCCCUUAUAAGGGCGGCCGUCGCCGGGGCAACGAGCGCCCGCCCCCGGCCGCGCCGCGCGCCCCCGCCCCGCCCCCGCCGGCGCCGAUGGAACGCUGGUGUCAGGCCGGCCGCAGCGCGGGGCCGGCGGCGAGCGCCAGGGCGAGGCCGAGGCUCGGGCCCAGGCGCAGGCCCAGGCCGGCCGCGCGCGCGCUCGGCGGGGAGGGGAGCCGGGGCAGGCUGCGGGCCGCACUCCCCACUCGGCUCUGUCGCCCGGACCUCCGCGACUGCGGCCGGCCGCGCGCGGCGCCCGGGGCGCCCGGGACUCCCGGGCUGCGGCGCGCGCCCCCGCCGCCCCUCCCCCCCCGCCGCUCAACUUGCGGCCAAAGUUUCCCCCCGGGCUCGGGGGCGCGCGCGCGCCCUCGGACGGCGAGCUGCUAAGUUGGCCUGGGCGGCGGGGCCGGACCAUGGCCCGCGCGUCCCCACCGGGUCCCCAGGACUCCGGACCACGGGACCCGGGCGCCCCAGACCCGCGCCUCUAGCGCGCCCCCGCCGGCCGCGGGCACGCGUGGGAAAGUUGGCCUGGAACCGGCCCGACCAGUUCCUGCCGGGCGCGCGGACCGGCCGCAGGAAGUUGCCGAAAAACUUUUUUCGGGGGGUGCGACCCGAGCCCCCCGAGCGCACGGGCUGCAUGCGCGCGGGGUAGCCGGGUCCCCCUCGGGUCGCCAGGCGUGCCCGGAGGGGACGGACUCGCCCCGGGGCGCCCCGGCCCCGCCGUCCCUGGGGCUAUGGCCAUGGUGACCAGUGGCUGGGGCGGCCCCGGCGGCGGCGACACGAACGGCGUGGACAAGGCCGGCGGGAGCUACCCACGCGCCACCGAGGACGACUCGGCGUCGCCUCCCGGGGUGGCCAGCGACGCGGAGCCGGGCGACGAGGAGCGCCCAGGGCUGCAGGUGGACUGCGUGGUGUGCGGGGACAAGUCCAGCGGCAAGCACUACGGAGUGUUCACCUGCGAGGGCUGCAAGAGUUUCUUCAAGCGCAGCAUCCGCCGCAACCUGAGCUACACCUGCCGGUCUAACCGAGACUGUCAGAUUGACCAGCACCACCGGAACCAGUGUCAGUACUGCCGCCUAAAGAAGUGUUUCCGGGUGGGCAUGCGCAAGGAGGCCGUGCAGCGCGGCCGAAUCCCGCACGCGCUCCCGGGUCCCGCGGCCUGCAGUCCCCCGGGCGCGGCGGGCGUCGAGCCGUUCGCGGGGCCGCCGGUGUCCGAGCUGAUCGCGCAACUGCUGCGCGCCGAGCCCUACCCCGCGGCCGGGCGCUUCGGCGGCGGCGGCGCCGUGCUGGGCAUCGACAACGUGUGCGAGCUGGCGGCGCGCCUGCUGUUCAGCACGGUCGAGUGGGCCCGCCACGCGCCCUUCUUCCCCGAGCUACCGGCCGCCGACCAGGUGGCGCUGCUGCGGCUCAGCUGGAGCGAGUUGUUCGUGCUGAACGCGGCGCAGGCGGCGCUGCCGCUGCACACAGCGCCGCUUCUGGCCGCCGCGGGGCUGCACGCCGCGCCCAUGGCUGCCGAGCGCGCAGUGGCCUUCAUGGACCAGGUGCGCGCCUUCCAGGAGCAGGUGGACAAGCUGGGCCGCCUGCAGGUGGACGCCGCCGAGUACGGCUGCCUCAAGGCCAUCGCGCUCUUCACGCCUGAUGCUUGUGGCCUUUCUGACCCAGCCCAUGUGGAGAGCCUGCAGGAGAAGGCACAGGUGGCCCUCACCGAGUAUGUGCGUGCCCAGUACCCAUCGCAGCCCCAGCGCUUUGGGCGCCUGCUGCUGCGGCUGCCAGCCUUGCGUGCUGUGCCAGCAUCCCUCAUCUCCCAGCUUUUCUUCAUGCGCCUGGUUGGCAAGACACCGAUCGAGACGCUCAUCCGAGACAUGCUACUAUCAGGGAGCACCUUCAACUGGCCCUACGGCUCGGGCUAGUGAGGGACACCCUCCACGACACCAGGAUGCUGGGACCUUGCAGGGGCCCUGGGGUCAGGGCCCCAGCUUUUCUCCUAAGACUGAUUCUUUUUUAAAAGACUGUGAAAUGUUUGUCUGUUUUGUUUUUUAAUUAAUCUUGAAACCAAAAAGAAUUUGCUCUCCCAGGCCUCAGCCUUGUCCUCCUGGCAGCCCCUGGUCAGAGAGGCUGAGGUCUGGAGCCAGUGUGCUGGUGACCCUGCUGUGACAGGUAUGGGGCUGGUAUCUGGAAGGGCCGCUGCAGCUGGGAUACAUGGCCCAUGAUGGGCACUCUGAGAUGAUGAAACCAUGGCCAAUAAUAAAGAUAUUCCCCUACUUG
Messenger RNA from Onychomys torridus (southern grasshopper mouse), 2332 nucleotides. RefSeq names its product nuclear receptor subfamily 2 group F member 6 (gene Nr2f6). Gene Ontology annotation, biological process: negative regulation of transcription by RNA polymerase II; cell differentiation; anatomical structure development. The record is from RefSeq and is a predicted model, not a curated record. NCBI's taxonomy places the organism in Eukaryota, Metazoa, Chordata, Mammalia, Rodentia, Cricetidae. The coding region runs from base 802 to 1977 and encodes 391 amino acids. The transcript has 4 exons. Gene Ontology annotation, molecular function: RNA polymerase II cis-regulatory region sequence-specific DNA binding; zinc ion binding; nuclear receptor activity.